Molecule: messenger RNA, 1344 nt
Organism: Leptinotarsa decemlineata (Colorado potato beetle)
Lineage: Eukaryota; Metazoa; Arthropoda; Insecta; Coleoptera; Chrysomelidae
Source: RefSeq, a predicted model, not a curated record
AUGGUCGUCAUCAAUUGUCAAAGUUUGGAAGUUCUGUUGGAACAGCUGAUACAUACUUCGAGGGGCGCAAUGAAAUGUUAUAUCAAGAAAUCUAUCUUGAGGAAUAAUUCAGUGUCCAGCGUGGUAUUAGUCGGGAAAGUAGUUGUUGUCCAGAAAACAUCAACCAGAAUAUACUGUGCAGGUUUAACAGCUGAGGAAAGUGGUUCUGCUAAUAUUGGUGCUGGAGUUUCUGGUGAUGCUGAUGAAGAUGUUGGUAUAUCUCAGGCAAGAGGGGGAUGUUUCAGAUGUAAACGUCAAACAAAAAAGGACCCUGGUUUAACAGCUGAGGAAAGUGGUUCUGCUAAUAUUGGUGCUGGAGUUUCUGGUGAUGCUGAUGAAGAUGUUGGUGUUAGUGGUGAUGGUGGUGGUUUAAACCUACGCGGAUCUGCUACUUUAGGAAUAAAUGGAAUCAGUAUAGGUGGCAGCGGAUCUAUAGAAAGUGGACUCGGUAAAGGUUCUGAUUCCGAAGAAUCCGAAACAGAAGAACCUGGUUCAGGAAGUUCAGGAACGGGAGAUUCCGAUCCAGGAGAACCCAGUCCGGCAGGCUCCGAUCAAGGAGAUUUUGAUCAGGGAGGUUCUAGUCCGGAAGGUUCUCAUCCUGAUUCAGAAAAUGGAGAAGCUAAUGAUGGAGAUAAUGGAGCUGGAGGUGGUAGUUUGGAAGGAUCUGGAUCAGUAAGUGUCGGUGCUGAGGGUCAUAAUUCUGGUUCUGAAAAUUCUGGAUCUAAAGACUCAGCAGUUGGUGAUAUUGGAUCAUCCCUGGGAGGUCUCUUUGGUGGUCUUUUUGGUUCUGGUUCUGGAAAAUCCGAUUCGAAAGAUUCUGGUUCUGGAAAUUCUGGAUCUGAAGACUCAGGAGUUGGUGAUAUUGGCUCAUCCCUGGGAGGUCUCUUUGGUGGUCUUUUUGGUUCUGGUUCUGGAAAAUCCGAUUCAAAAGAUUCUGAUUCUGGAAAUUCUGGAUCUAAAGACUCAGGAGUUGGUGAUAUUGGCUCAUCCCUGGGAGGUCUCCUUGGUGGUCUUCUUGGUCCUGGUUCUGGAAAAUCCGGUUCGACAGAUUCUGGUUCUGAAAGUUCGAAGGGUGGUUCUAUUAUAGGAGGUCUCAUUGGGUCCCUAACUGGUUCGGGCUCCGGAUCUGAUCCGAAUUCCGGAAGCGCUAGAGGUGGUAGUUCAGAAAGCGAAGGACCAGUAACAUUUCCUGAUCCAAAUACUAAUGGUUUACCUUCCGGAACAAAUGACAAUUCUCAAGAAAACGAUGGUGAUGGAUCGGGUAACUCUGGUGGAUUUCCAGAAAAUGNAGCUAUUUAUUUUUAA